Messenger RNA from Juglans microcarpa x Juglans regia, 3050 nucleotides. RefSeq names its product ethylene receptor-like. NCBI's taxonomy places the organism in Eukaryota, Viridiplantae, Streptophyta, Magnoliopsida, Fagales, Juglandaceae. Gene Ontology annotation, cellular component: endoplasmic reticulum membrane; endoplasmic reticulum. The record is from RefSeq and is a predicted model, not a curated record. Gene Ontology annotation, biological process: phosphorelay signal transduction system; response to ethylene; phosphorylation. Gene Ontology annotation, molecular function: protein binding; ethylene receptor activity; ethylene binding.
CGCAAAACCCCCCGCUCUUCCUUUUCUCCUCUUCCUCGCGUCGUCCACCUUUUUUCUCUCUCUUUCUCUGCUUUUUCCGAUUUUUGUCCCAUGUACAGACGCAUGCCAUGGACCCCCGACGAUUUGCUGUUUAGUUCUCUCUCUGAGCAAACAAAGUUAGCUCCGAAGCUUUCCUUUGGGUCUUUGAUUCUUAAAGGCGGGGCGAAUACCAGUCUCCUCUUGCAUCAGUUACACUUGCCUGGCCUUUUCAUUCAUUCCCAUCAUCAGAGGUCGGCGAUCAACGCUGGAAGAUCACCGUUUCUGCCACGUCCAAUGACCCACUUUAAAUUCUUUCGAUUUUCUUCAUCUGAACGACCCUUUGAUGUUGUAGGCAUGUGAAGGAGGAAUUAUUGGCUGAAGUGGUUUGAUCACUAUGGAGUUGUGCAACUGCAUUGAGCCACCAUGGCCGGCUGAUGAACUGUUGAUGAAGUACCAAUAUAUUUCGGAUUUCUUCAUUGCACUUGCUUAUUUCUCUAUCCCUCUAGAGCUGAUCUACUUUGUCAAGAAAUCUGCGGUCUUUCCAUAUAGAUGGGUCCUUGUUCAGUUUGGUGCUUUUAUAGUUCUCUGUGGGGCAACACACCUUAUUAACUUAUGGACUUUUACAAUGCAUUCAAGAACUGUGGCCUUAGUGAUGACCACUGCAAAGGUUUUAACUGCUGUUGUGUCGUGCGCAACUGCCCUCAUGCUUGUACAUAUAAUUCCUGAUUUAUUGAGUGUUAAAAACAGAGAACGGUUCUUGAAAAGAAAAGCUGCAGAGCUUGAUAGAGAAAUGGGCUUGAUUCGUACACAGGAAGAAACGGGUCGUCAUGUCAGGAUGUUGACUCAUGAGAUCAGAAGCACUCUUGAUAGACACACUAUACUGCAGACCACACUUGUUGAACUGGGUAGAACUUUGGCAUUGGAGGAGUGUGCCUUGUGGAUGCCGACACGAACUGGCUUGGAGCUUCAACUCUCCUACACUCUCCGUCAGCAGAACCCGGUUGGAUAUACUGUGCCCAUUCAUCUUCCUGUGAUCAAUCAAGUUUUGAGUAGUACCCGUGCAGUAAAAAUAUCACCCAGUUCCCCAGUAGCAAGAUUACGGCCUCUUGCAGGAAAAUACAUGCCUGGUGAGGUUGUUGCCAUCCGUGUCCCGCUCCUACAUCUUUCUAACUUCCAAAUCAAUGAUUGGCCAGAGCUCUCGACAAAACGUUAUGCUUUGAUGGUCUUGAUGCUGCCCUCAGAUAGUGCAAGGCAAUGGCAUGUCCAUGAGUUAGAGCUGGUUGAAGUGGUUGCUGAUCAGGUGGCAGUUGCUUUGUCACAUGCUGCAAUCCUAGAAGAGUCAAUGAGAGCAAGGGAUCUUCUUAUGGAGCAGAAUGUUGCACUAGAUCUUGCCAGAAGAGAAGCAGAAACAGCAAUUCGCGCUCGAAAUGAUUUCUUGGCAGUUAUGAACCAUGAGAUGAGAACUCCCAUGCAUGCGAUGAUUGCACUUUCUUCCUUGCUGCAGGAGACUAAGCUGACACCUGAACAGCGGCUGAUGGUCGAAACAAUAUUAAGGAGUAGUAAUCUUUUGGAUACUCUCAUAAAUGAUGUAUUGGACCUUUCAAGGCUUGAAGAUGGCAGCCUUCAACUUGAUGUUGGAACUUUUAACCUUCAUUCUGUAUUUAAGGAGGUCCUUAACUUGAUAAAGCCUGUUGCAUCUGUAAAGAAGUUGCCGGUUACAUUAAAUUUAGCGCAAGAGUUGCCAGUGUAUGCGGUAGGUGAUGAAAAACGCCUUAUGCAAACUAUGUUGAAUGUUGUUGGUAAUGCUGUGAAGUUCUCUAAAGUGGGCAGCAUCUCAAUCGCUGCCUUUGUUGAAAAAUCAGAAUCGCUAAGAGAUUCACAAGCACCAGACUUUUUUCCUGUGCCAAGCGAUAGUCACUUUUAUUUGCGUGUACAGGUGAAAGAUUCAGGAUCCGGAAUUAGCCCCCAGGAUAUUCCCAAGAUCUUUACCAAAUUCUCACAAACUCAAUCAUUAGUGACUAGGAAUUCUGGUGGCAGCGGACUUGGCCUUGCGAUUUCUAAGAGGUUUGUAAAUCUUAUGGGGGGACAUUUUUGGCUUGAAAGUGAAGGUAUUGGCAAGGGAUGUACUGCUACAUUUGUUGUGAAACUUGGGAUUCCAGGGCUAUCUAAUGAAUCAAAGUUUCCCUUUGCACCUAAAGUGCCAGUAAAUCAUGGUCAGACAGACUUUCCAGGGCUCAAGGUUCUUGUUAUGGAUGAUAGCGGGGUUAGCAGGAUGGUGACAAAGGGACUACUUGCACACUUGGGAUGUGAGGUGACAACUGUAAGCUCAAGCGAGGAGUGCUUGCGUGUUGUUUCUCAUGAACACCAGGUGGUUUUCUUGGAUGUUUGCGUGCCGGGUAUCGAUGGCUACGAGCUUGCUGGUAAUAUACAUGAAAAAUUUACGAGAUGGCUUGAAAAGCCACUGAUAGUAGCACUUACCGGGGACGCAGACAAGGUUACUAAGGAGAACUGCACGAGAUUUGGUAUAAAUGGAGUAUUAAUUAAACCUGUUUCAGUUGAUAAAAUGAGGAGCAUUUUGUCAGCUUUGGACCAACGGAUUCUAUACAAGGCCAUCUUAAGCAAAGCAGCUGUAAUAUUCAACACCAGAAGGAAUGUUUUUGUGAUUUCAGUCUCCGGUAUAUGCCAGUGGUAUAGGAGCUAAGCCAUGCAUUAAGAAUGAAGAGAGAGUGCAAAUAACAUGACAUCCAAGGAGCAGGUUUUUGUGUUCUUUUUGAAUUCGCUAUCAAACACCGGCGAGAGAAAAACAAGGGAUGGCUGCUAAAGUUUUUUUUUUUUUUUUUUUCCUUUUAUGGUAGCAUGUAAAACUAAUGGCCUUUCUAUUGGUAAUUAUAUAUAUAUAUAUAUAUAUAUAUAUAGAUAUAGAUAUAGUUUUAUUCAGGAUGAUGAUGAUCACUAAGAUGAACUGGGAAAGAGAGGGAUUGACUGAUGACGUUUGUUAACAAUAAGAGACCCUCAUCGCCUCUUGAAAUGCA